Molecule: messenger RNA, 450 nt
Organism: Trichobilharzia szidati
Lineage: Eukaryota; Metazoa; Platyhelminthes; Trematoda; Strigeidida; Schistosomatidae
Source: the annotation of a GenBank genome assembly
UAUAAAAAAGAGAAAAAAGAGGGUAAAACCGGAGAAUAACAAGAUGGAAGAAUGCAAAAAAACCGUCACAAUACCAUAUAAAAAUGGUACAUCAGAGACAAUUCAAAGGAAUCUCAAAAAUAUCGGCAUUCGCACAACUUUUAAACCGACAAAUCUAAUCAAAAAUAAAAUAAAUCAACUGAAAGAUCCCAUAAAAAUGAUGGAUAAAAACAACUUGAUUUACAAAAUAUCUUGUGCUGACUGUCCGACUAAAUAUGUGGGGCAAACGUCCAGAUCACUCAAAAUAAGAGUGAAUGAACAUAAACGCCUAACCAAAGGUCAACCAACAGGAACACAAGCCUACAAGAAUCUUGAAAAAAAUUCAUCGAUAGCUGCACAUGCAUGGGACAAAAAAACCACAAUAUCGAUUGGAACAAUGUGUGUAUUCUAAAAACUAACAUGAACAAAUGG